AUGGAGCGCCGUUGGGUUCCUCCGCCGCCGCCGCCGCUGCUGCUGCUGCUGCUGCUGAGCCUGCCGGAGCCCGGGCGCGGCUCCCCGGAGCUGGAGCUCGGGGGAAAGCACGUGUGCGCGGCGGAAGAUAGUCUGCCGCCCGCCCUCGUCUGCUGCCCGGGAUGGAAGCAAGUGGGGCCCGAGUGCCCCCUGGCCCUCUGCUUGGGCGCCGACGCCUGCCAGGAGCGGGAGAUCUGCGUUCGCCCGGCUGUCUGCCGCUGCCGCCCGGGCUUCUUCGGGGCCAACUGCAGCGCCCGGUGUCCGGAGCAGUUCUGGGGUCCAGACUGCAAGCAGAAUUGCCGCUGCCACCCCCAGGGCAGGUGCCAUCCAUCCAGCGGAGAGUGCAGCUGCCACCAGGGCUGGUGGGGGCCGCUCUGCCAGUCGGCCUGCCUGUGUGGGCAGCGAGGCCACUGCCACCCCGUCACAGGCAGCUGCCGGUGUGAUCCAGGCUGGUGGGCCCCUGACUGUCGAAGGCAGUGCCAGUGCAAUCUCUCGGGCUCCCACUGUGACCCGGCCACUGGCCGCUGCCUCUGCCGUCGAGGCUGGUGGGGCAGGCGAUGCGCCUCUCUCUGCAGCUGCAGCGGAUCGCCUUGCGCCCAGGAGUCCGGCCGAUGCGAAUGUAUGGCAGGAAGGUGGGGGGUGGCCUGCCAGCACUUUUGCCAGUGUGUGCACGGCCUGUGCUCCCCUCAGGAUGGACGCUGCACCUGUGACGCUGGCUUCAGGGGCCCCACCUGCACAGAGCCCUGCCCCGAGGGGACCUAUGGACCCCAGUGUGCCCAUAGCUGCGGCCACUGCAGGAACCGAGCGCCCUGCUCCCCCACGGAGGGGGCCUGCCUGGCCUGCGACCCCGGCUGGAACGGGACCCACUGCAGGCAGCCGUGUCCUUCGGGGCUGUAUGGAGAGAACUGCACCCAGCUGUGCCCCCGCCACUGUCUCCAAGGAGAGGCUUGCCAACCGCAGACAGGACGAUGCCGGAACUGCGAGGCAGGAUUCAUGGGGGCCAGGUGUGAGGCCCCCUGUCCCCCCGGCUCCUUCGGAGAGGGCUGCCAGUCCUCUUGCCCCGACUGCUUCCACGGGAGCUGCGAUCCGGCCUCUGGGACCUGCCUCUGCCAGCCUGGCUUCUGGGGAAGCAGCUGCAACCAGACCUGCCCGGAAGCCUUCCAUGGCCCCAACUGCUCUGCGGCCUGCCCCUGUGCAGGGGGACGGUGCCACCCUGUCUCCGGAGACUGCCCCUGGGAGGUCCAAGGCCAGGGGGCCCUCCUCGCAGGCAUCCUGGGGCCCCUUCUGCUCCUGCUGGGCCUCUGCUGCUGCUGCUGUUGCCACCACCGCCGCCAUCCCUGCCGUGCGGCAGCCUCUGCAGUCAGGGCACCAGGGGCCGAGCAGGAUCUCUUCCUUCCAGCGAAGCACCGCCUAAUGGCCAGGCUGCCCAGCCUCCCUUCCAGCUUGCCCUGCUUCUCACCAGGGGGCUCAAAGCUUCCACGGGUGAUAGUCGCCCACCGAGACCCAGAGGUCCCCUUCAACCCCAGUUUCAUCGAACAAACGUCCGCGGCCUGGCCCUCGGACGGCUCCUUUGGCUCCUCCUCCUCCUCCUCCGAGGGAGUCAAUGAAGAAACGGGGGGCCGCGAAGGGCCUCAGUCUGCUCUCCCUCCCAGUGAAGCCUUGCCAGAGGGCAGCCUUCUCCCCAGGACAGCAGCCUUGUACCCCUCGCCCUUCGCCAUCCCUCGCACCUCCAGCAUCGCCAAGGGCAAGCGGCCCUCCGUCUCCUUUGCAGAAGGGACCCACUUUGGCCCUCAGAGCCCCAGGGGCCCCCCAGAGGCCCUCAACCCUACCCGGAAGCCAACGGCCUCUGACAGCUCAGCCCAAGGAGCUCCUCCUCUGGAGGCCGACCACCCCACGGGGGCCUCAUGCCACGCCCUGGGCAGAAGCUGCUACGAGGAAGUGGCACCAGCUCCCUGGGAGGAUAAUGGCCGGCCCCCUGGAGGCCACCCUUCCAGCAGCCACAGGAGCUGGGCUGGCGCGGAGGCACCGGGGGCAGCUGCUGCGGAAGCUGGUGUCCAUGAGCCCAGCAUCACCACCAUUUAUGUGACCGUGGGCCAAGCCAGAAGUGGCAGGUCUGGGGAGCUGCCAGUAGUGAGCAGUAGGGGGCGGUCUUGGGCAGAAGCUGUGUCUGUAGAGGCUGAAGGGGCACUGAAACCUCCCUUGGCAAGCGGAGACCCGGAAGAGCCAGUGGAGCCUCAAGGAAACAUCCAUCAAGAACGAGAGUUAAGACUGCAUUCACUGUAUGGAAUCAAUCUGAAUUGGGAAUAA
Molecule: messenger RNA, 2346 nt
Organism: Thamnophis sirtalis
Lineage: Eukaryota; Metazoa; Chordata; Lepidosauria; Squamata; Natricidae
Source: RefSeq, a predicted model, not a curated record